Notolabrus celidotus (New Zealand spotty) is the source of this 2010-nucleotide messenger RNA. RefSeq lists its product as uncharacterized. Gene Ontology annotation, molecular function: oxidoreductase activity. The coding region runs from base 1 to 1776 and encodes 591 amino acids. The record is from RefSeq and is a predicted model, not a curated record. NCBI's taxonomy places the organism in Eukaryota, Metazoa, Chordata, Actinopteri, Labriformes, Labridae. The transcript is spliced from 9 exons.
AUGGAGAUACUGGAUGUGUUAAUAAUCGGGGCUGGCCCUCAUGCCCUGACUCUGGCAAGCUUGCUAUCAAACCCCAACCCUAACUCAGACCCAGGUCCAGACUUGCCCGUCCCCUCCUGCUGCUGCUCCAACCCUCUGAAGCCUCAAACAGACCCAGAACCUUCCAACAACAGACGAGGCAAGAAGAAGAGGAGGCACACAGCUGGUCUGACACUGGAGGAACGACUAGCGAAGACAAACCCGUCACAGGGGCUUGUUCUCCCCCCACUGAGUUUCAGAGCUGUGGACUCCUACGGUGAGUGGACGACCUUGUGGGAGAGCCAGUUCACCGCUCUGAACAUCCCUCACCUGCGCUCACACACUCUGGUGCACACGGACCCUCUGAAUAAGGGAGCUCUGCAGGAGUUUGUCCUGAAGCAUGAAAGAAGGCCGGAGCUCCACAGUCUUCCAGAUCAGAUUUACAUCCUGGAUGAGAACACGUUUAUUAACGACACGAGGCUCGGGAAGAAGGAGAGGAGGCGCCUAAACAUCAGCUCGACUCUGAAGAAGAGUUUAUCCUUUAGUCUGCCCGGAACCAGGCUGAGCGUGGACUUCUUUAAAGAUCAGGUGGAGCGGUACUGCCUGGACAAAGUGUUGCUGAAAGGAACCGUGGAGCGCAUCACACCUGUGACCGAGGAGGAAGAGGAGGAAGAGGACUGGGCAACAGAGGCUGAGACCACUAGAGAGACUGAAAGGAAGAGGGGAUGUUCAAGGAAGAGAGUGAAAUAUUUUCAAGUCCAACUUCAAGAAGGUAUCGUCCUAAAGGCUCACAACGUGGUCCUGGCUACGGGUCCAACCAGGGCUACGAUGGCGAACAUCCCUUCGUGGGUCACAAACGCUGGAGACGGCUACCCAGAGGAUCGGAUUCAACACACCGUGCACCUGAUGCAUCACCUGGCCUCGUCUGCACAAGAACAGAAAGAUCAUCAGAGGCAGAGAGAGGCUGCUCCAGUGUGUGAGGCGAGGCAGAGAGUGAUGGUAGUCGGUGGAGGUCUGACCAGCGCUCAUGUGGUUUCACUCGCCCUGCAGCAGGGGGCCAGCCAUGUGACCUGGGUCUUGAGGAAACACCUUCAGUUAAAACAGUUCGAUGUGGGCGACGUGGAGAGCCUGGUGGGUCGAUACUCCCACGUGGAGCACGGCAUCAAGAUGGACGGUCAGGCCUACCUGCGACAGUUCUACAACGAACGGAGUCUCCACAAACGGCUGGCUAUGAUCCGCCAGGCCAGGAAAGGAGGAGCCGUCACUCCCGAGGCCUACAUGCACCUCCAACCAUUCAUCCGGAGUGGACAGGUGGAUGUGAAGACGUACUGUCAGGUGAGUGAAGCCAACUGGUGCCACAGGAGUCAGGCCUGGAGUCUGACCCUCAGCACUGGGGACAGCUGGACUGGAGACAAGAUCUGGCUCGCCACUGGCUGCAAACUUGAUGUCAAACAGGACCCGCUGCUCUCUGAGGUGAUGAAGGAGUUCCCCAUUCAGGUGAUUGAUGGAUGGCCCUGCGUAUCAGGAAGUCUUCGCUGGGCGGAGGAUUGUCCUCUUUACCUGAUGGGACAGUACUCAGCUCUCCAGGUUGGACCUCACGCUGUGAACCUGGCAGGAGGACAAGCUGCCAGCCUGCGGAUCGCUAAGGACAUCAUGCGUCGUGAAACCCUGGAGGAUGUCAACAUCUCUGAUCUGAGAGGAGAGAAAUGUAAAACUGAUGAAUAUAUCCAACAGAUGCAGGGUCUGCUGUGGCUUUAACUGAGUCUGCAUAACAUCAUGUGAGCAUCAUCUGCUCCUGAUGAUGAUGAAGGGUGUUUCCCUGAUGUGAUGAAAUAUAAGAAGCAGAGACUUCAUGUGUGUUUCAGACAGAUGGCACUCCUCCAGGCUCUGUCAGUGGUUAACAUCAUUCUCAGGUUUAUUCAGAAAGACGAGGUUUGUUGAAUAUUCCUGCUUUUUAAGAAUAAACAGAGUUUUUACAUAAUAAAGCUCGAA